AUGUCGCCGACGGCUAACGACCCUCCUGUCAAUUAUGGCGUCCUUUUAUUCCCCGGCUUCCAGGCUCUUGAUGCUUUUGGACCCCUAGAUAUUCUGAAUAUGGUGUCGCAAACGAUGCCCGUGAAGUUCUCCAUCAUCGCACCCACCCUAGAGCCAGUGUCGACUCAAGUCAAGGCCAUGGCCCAUACCAUCGGCCAGUCUAUCGUGCCCACGCACUCAUUGGCUAACCCGCCUGAAGAUCUGGAAGUACUCCUCGUCCCCGGCGGCAAAGGCACAAGAGAUCUGGAAGCGACCGAGGAGUUGGUAGAGUUCCUGCGGGCCACGUACCCGAAGCUGAGGUAUCUGUUGACUAUCUGUACUGGCAGCUCCCUUGCGGCAAGGGCGGGUAUUUUGGAUGGAAAGAAGGCUACGUCGAAUAAAAUGGUUUUUAAAUGGGUUAUGAGCGUCCAUGAAGGUGUAGACUGGGUUACCAAGGCGCGCUGGGUUACCGAUGGCAAUAUUUGGACUGCAUCAGGUAUCUCGGCGGGUAUGGACAUGAUGUACGCAUUUGUCAGUGAGAUGUACGGGGAAGAUGUUGCAGCUGAAAUUGCCCAAAGAUCGGAGUAUGUUCGCAAUACGGACUCAACUGACGAUCCAUUUUCCGACUUGGUAGAGGUUUAA
Messenger RNA from Pochonia chlamydosporia 170, 660 nucleotides. RefSeq names its product ThiJ/PfpI family protein. The transcript has 2 exons. NCBI's taxonomy places the organism in Eukaryota, Fungi, Ascomycota, Sordariomycetes, Hypocreales, Clavicipitaceae. The coding region runs from base 1 to 660 and encodes 219 amino acids. The record is from RefSeq and is a predicted model, not a curated record.